Molecule: messenger RNA, 1860 nt
Organism: Didymodactylos carnosus
Lineage: Eukaryota; Metazoa; Rotifera; Eurotatoria; Philodinida; Philodinidae
Source: the annotation of a GenBank genome assembly
AUGGCAAUUGGAAGCCUACACGUGUUAAUAAAAGGCAAUACGAACUCAACAGUUGACCAAACUCUAGGAUCGGAAAUGGCUACAUCAACAAAUCGUGGAGGAACGUCGAAAGAACAUAUUGUUCUGAUUCCAUUACAUAAAACUUCAACAGAAAAUAUUGUAUCAUUGGAAAGACGUCAAAUUUAUGAUAUUAAUGAUCCAAAUAUUUUACAUAGGGGUAGUGGUCCCAAUUCAGAUUUUAUCGUUUAUAAAAAUUCACAAGCAGCUCAAAAUGAAUCAGAAUCUGUACAUUUUUCUUCUCGUUUCAAUGUGUAUAUAACAGAUAAACAAACUCAAGAAUUACAUCAAGAAAGUCGUCAUAUUCGUUUAUGGUUUUAUGAUGUUAUUAGAAAUCAAUGUUUAUAUGAUGCACAUGAAUUAAUUCGAUCAUUACUUAAAUCAGAUGAAUUUCCAAGAGAUUAUUUUUCAUUUAUAAAACGUUUAAUGGAAUUGAUGCGUAAAUAUCCAAAUAUAAGAAAAAUUGAAUUAGAAAUUAUAACUCUUGAGAAUAGUUUAGAACCGGGAAAUCCAAUGCAUCAAAAAGAUCCAAAACGUUAUGAAGAUUUGAUUAAAGAAAAACUUUUGGAUUUACUUGAACGGGCAUUUCCAAAUACAAUGCAAGUCAACGAUUUAGCAAAAUAUGUUGAGUGUGAUGCUCAAACAGUAUUUCAAUUUUUAGUUGAAUUGGAAAAAAAAAAUUUAGUAAAACAUUUAGAUGAAGAUGGUCAAUUAUGGACGCGUGUUAUAAUAACAGCUUCAGAAGAAGACACUCAUAAAGUGAUAUUAUACAAAUCAGUGUUAGAAGUUUCGAGUGUAUUUCAACCAACUAUUGCUAUCAUAACAGUGAAUUAUUUUGAAAAAUUAGCGGUUGAUUCAAUGAUUGAAAAUAAAGUAACAUUUGUUCGACAUAAAGCAGGAGAAUCAAAUGUGUAUACAAUUGGAACAAUUGGUCCUCAUCAUGUUGUUUCAACAAAAUUACCCCUGCUUGGAAGAAGUCGUACAGCACAAAUAUCAACUGGAAGUACUACAACUCGUUUACUCGGAACAUUUCAACACAUUGCUCAUGUGUUUGUAAUUGGUUGUGCAGGAGGUGUACCUCAUUAUACGGAUUAUACGAAACAUGUGAGACGAGGUGAUAUUGUUGUUGGUUAUCCUAAUCAAGAAGAAUAUGUUUAUGGAAUUUAUGAAGUAGAACAAUCAAAUGAAGGUUUUGAAUUUGUUUCAACAUGUUUUAAACCAAAAAGUUUUGAAUUAUACAAAAUUAUUAAUUCAAUAAAACAAAGUUAUCAACAAACAAAAUAUUCAAAUAUUCAAUAUCCAUGGGAAAAAUUUCUUUCUGAAGGAAUUCAAAAUCUCUCAUCACACAAUAUCGACUGUAUUCCACCAACUCAUAAUGAUAAAUUAUAUCUUAAAAUGGAUAGUGGAGAUGUAGUAGAAGUUGAACAUCCAACAGAACAACAACCUCAACAAGGAAAUUCAUCAAAACAAAAAAAUUAUCAUUCACCAACGUUAAGAUUUGGAAUGAUAGCUGGUGGAAAAAAUGUGGUGAAUAAUGAUUAUUUAAAAACUGUAUUAUCUGAUACGUGUAAUGUUUUAUGUUUCGAUUCUGAAAUUGAUCAAGUUUUAGCUGCCAUUCAAGGAAAUAGAACAGAAUCAUUUCUUAUUAUACGCGGCAUAUCGGAUUAUCAUGAUGGAACAUUAAAUAAAGAUUGGCAAUGUUUUGCUGCUUUAUGUGCCGCUUCAUUUAUGAAAACUAUUAUUUAUAAAAUACCGGUACCGAAAAAAAAUUAUCAAAAUGAGCAAGAUGAUGAGAUUUUAUAA